GCCUAUGAGAUGGACUUGUUAUCAAACCGGCAAAACAAACUCAGCUUUCAGUAACCCCCAUAGAUAUGUACAUGUUUGCUGCAAUUUCCUCACGAAAAAUGCACCUUCUCUGUUUCUUCAAGCAAUUCCACUCUGUAUUCCCUAUCAAUCCCUACCUGUAAACUUCCAUUUUUUAUUCAGUCUCAUAAGUCUAAACUCUAAGAAACCUCCUCAACUACCACCCAUACGACAUUCCAACCAUAUACUCUUUCUUCAUUUAUACACCCUUUUCCUUCUCUUUGAGACAAAAACCCACAAGACCCAUUUCCAUUUUCUCCAUUUCUGGUCUCAGAGAUUGCUUUGCAGUUAGCAAAAUGAGGAUUUGCAUAUGGGUUUUUCCUGUCCUUAUCGUUUGUGGUCUUGUUUGUAGGAUUAAUGCUGACCAGACUGCCCGUACUGAGCGAAUUUCAGGAAGUGCUGGUGAUGUCUUGGAUGAUGAUCCAACAGGAAGGUUGAAAGUUUAUGUAUAUGAGCUUCCGAGCAAAUACAACAAGAAGCUUCUUCAGAAGGACCCAAGAUGUCUGAAUCAUAUGUUUGCCGCCGAGAUCUAUAUGCAUAGGUUCCUCUUAUCCAGUCCUGUUCGAACCCUCAACCCUGAAGAAGCGGAUUGGUUUUAUACCCCGAUAUACAUCACUUGUGACCUUACACCAACUGGCUUGCCAUUGCCCUUCAAGUCUCCACGGAUGAUGAGAAGUGCAAUACAGCUCAUCUCUUCAAAGUGGCCUUAUUGGAAUCGUACAGAAGGGGCUGAUCACUUCUUUGUUGUGCCCCAUGACUUUGGAGCCUGCUUUCAUUAUCAGGAAGAGAAAGCUAUUGAACGGGGCAUUCUUCCAUUACUCCAGCGUGCUACAUUGGUUCAGACUUUUGGACAACGGAACCACGUGUGCCUAAAUGAAGGUUCAAUCACUAUUCCUCCAUACGCUCCCCCUCAGAAAAUGCAAGCACACUUGAUUCCCCAAGAGACUCCACGGUCCAUCUUUGUCUACUUCCGUGGCUUGUUCUAUGAUGUUAACAAUGACCCCGAAGGUGGUUAUUAUGCUAGAGGUGCAAGGGCAGCAGUUUGGGAGAACUUCAAAGACAAUGCACUUUUUGACAUCUCAACUGACCAUCCAACCACCUAUUAUGAAGACAUGCAAAGAGCUAUAUUUUGUUUGUGCCCUCUGGGAUGGGCUCCAUGGAGUCCUAGGCUUGUUGAAGCAGUGGUAUUUGGUUGUAUUCCUAUCAUUAUAGCAGACGAUAUUGUUUUACCCUUUGCUGAUGCUAUCCCAUGGGAAGAAAUUGGAGUGUUUGUGGCAGAAGAAGAUGUCCCUAACCUGGAUACAAUUCUUACAUCUAUACCACCAGAAGUGAUUCUAAGGAAGCAGAGAUUGCUUGCAAAUCCUUCAAUGAAAUCGGCAAUGAUGUUCCCACAACCUACACAACCUGGGGAUGCUUUCCAUCAGAUACUGAAUGGACUGGCUCGCAAGUUGCCUCAUAAAAAGAACAUUUACUUAAAGUCUGGUGAAAAGCUUUUGAAUUGGACUGCUGGACCUGUAGGGGACUUGAAACCUUGGUAAUAGAAAUGGUUUAGCAUUGUAUUAUGUUCACUGAUUCUUCACAGUCCUGUGCUGUAUCAAAUUGAGAAAGGUGUUGACCUAUACCAGAAAUGUAAUUUUUCCCUUUUUGGGAACUGUAAUUUUGUAAAAAUGGUACUUUCUGGAAAUUCCUGAAGGUAAUGUGUAUUUUGCCAUGUCCAGCAGCUAAUUCAAAAUUUUGCAUUUUGGUUUCAA
Messenger RNA from Quercus robur (English oak), 1808 nucleotides. Its product is annotated as probable beta-1,4-xylosyltransferase IRX10. Gene Ontology annotation, molecular function: glycosyltransferase activity. Lineage: Eukaryota; Viridiplantae; Streptophyta; Magnoliopsida; Fagales; Fagaceae. The transcript has 4 exons. Gene Ontology annotation, biological process: plant-type secondary cell wall biogenesis; glucuronoxylan biosynthetic process. The record is from RefSeq and is a predicted model, not a curated record. Bases 354 to 1595 code for a protein of 413 amino acids.